Messenger RNA from Cucumis melo (muskmelon), 474 nucleotides. Its product is annotated as acyl-CoA--sterol O-acyltransferase 1-like. Bases 1 to 474 code for a protein of 157 amino acids. Gene Ontology annotation, biological process: lipid metabolic process. The record is from RefSeq and is a predicted model, not a curated record. The transcript has a single exon. Lineage: Eukaryota; Viridiplantae; Streptophyta; Magnoliopsida; Cucurbitales; Cucurbitaceae.
AUGUAUUUCUACUUAGACGUAGUUAUGAGUUUGUCCAAUGUCUUUGUUCGAUCAACUUUCGGCGUCGAGGUCAGACAACCAUUCAACGAGCCAUAUCUAGCGACAUCACUUCAAAAUUUAUGGGGCCGGAGGUGGAAUCUAAUAGUAUCUGAAACUUUGCACAGCACCAUCUACAAACCUAUUCGUUACAAAGUAGGGAUGCCACGGUGGGUGGCAGUGGUGACUGUGUUUGUGGUGUCGGGGCUUAUGCAUGAGCUUUUGUAUUACUAUAUCGUCAGAGCGAUUCCGACGUGGGAAUUCAUGUGGUUCUUUGUGAUUCAUGGAGUGUGCUUGGCCUUGGAGAUUGAAUUGAAGAAGGCUUACGAGAAAAGAUGGCAGCUACAAUUGGCAGCUUCUACACUAUUAACCACGACGUUUACGGCAACCACAACUCUUUGGUUUCUUUUUCCUCCAAUGUUGAGGACUUUAGCCUGA